AUGCAAGCCUCGGAUGUAUCGAGCAUCUCGAAUAACUCGCGUCUAAUUUCGGGCUCUAAAUACGUGCUGAACGGUGACACUGGCUUUUCCCACGGAGCUUACAACAACAACCACCCCAACCCUAUUCAAGGAUUCUCGGAUCGAAACGCUCGCCGCGCCAAUAUACCCGCUAUAAAUACUGCCGCAGGCCACCACUCCGAUAUGGCGUCCGGAUUCGAUAUGAACUACACCCCCCUACUUCCCUCCCAGCUGCUGGUAGGAAGUCCCUUCCAACCAGGGACUCCUUCCGCUUUUGCUUCGCCCCAAUUUGCCAAUUUCGGUGGCUUCCCACAGGCCAAUGGCAAUGGACAUGUCCAGAACAACCAGAAUCAUCUCCACAGCCCGACUCAAGGGAUGCAAAGCCACAGUUUGUAUGGAAUGAUGUCGCCAGAUGGCAUGGGGCCCUCCCAAAUGAUGGGAGGUCCUCAGUCACCAAUUAAUGGCCUCGGAGGAAUGGGAAACGCAGCCUUGGGCAGCCCCCAAGCUUCCGUGGCCCCAGGCAUGCUCUCAGGGACCAGUCGCACCGUGUAUCUUGGAAACAUUCCGGCCGAAACAUCCGCCGAGGAGAUCCUCAACCACGUGCGCAGCGGCCAGAUUGAGUCGGUGCGCCUGCUACCUGAUAAGAACUGUGCAUUCAUUUCAUUUUUGGAUAGCAGCUCCGCCACUCAUUUCCACUCAGAUGCCAUCUUGAAGAAGCUAGCGAUCAAGGGAAAUGAUAUCAAGGUCGGCUGGGGUAAGCCCUCACAGGUCCCUACUUCAGUCGCUCUGGCGGUUCAACAGUCGGGUGCGUCGCGUAACGUGUACCUUGGGAAUUUGCCCGAGGAAACCGCCGAGGAUGAUCUGCGGGAGGAGCUGGGCAAAUUUGGGCCCGUCGAUACUGUCAAGAUUGUCAAGGAGAAGGCCAUUGGAUUCGUUCACUUCCUGUCGAUCAGUAAUGCCAUGAAGGCUGUCACCCAGCUCCCCCAGGAGCAGCAAUGGCAGGCGCCAAAGCGGGUAUUCUAUGGCAAGGACCGUUGUGCGUAUGUUUCCAAGACUCAGCAGCAGAAUGCUGCACAAUUCCUUGGAAUCGCGCCUGGAUAUGCGCAUGUGCUCAACACGGCGGAUCGCGAUCUCAUCUCCAACGCGCUCGCGCAGCAGUCCGUUGCUGCGGCCGCCGUGGCAACAACAGCGGGCGGUGUCAACAAUCUCGGCAACCGUACCAUCUAUCUUGGAAACAUUCACCCCGAAACUACCAUUGAAGAGAUUUGCAAUGUCGUUCGUGGAGGCUUGCUGCACCAUGUCCGAUACAUUCCUGAUAAGCACAUUUGCUUCGUUACGUUCAUCGAUCCUACCUCCGCCGCCUCCUUCUAUGCCUUGAGCAAUCUACAGGGCCUGAUGAUCCAUAAUCGACGCCUCAAGAUUGGAUGGGGCAAGCACUCUGGUCCUCUCCCACCCGCCAUUGCCCUGGCGGUCAGUGGUGGUGCAUCCCGUAACGUCUAUAUCGGUAACUUGGAUGAAGCCUGGACGGAGGAGCGCCUUCGCCAGGACUUCUCGGAGUACGGUGAGAUCGAGUUGGUGAACACCUUGCGCGAGAAGAGCUGUGCCUUUGUCAACUUCACCAAUAUUGCCAAUGCCAUCAAGGCUAUUGAGGGCAUGCGCAACCGCGAGGACUAUCGGCGAUUCAAGAUCAACUUUGGCAAGGAUCGCUGCGGAAACCCGCCGCGUCAAGCCGGGAACAAUCCUAACGGCCAGCAGCGUAACGGAAACGGCAUCGACGGCCCUCAGUCACCACCUGCCCUCAAUGGGUUCCAAAGUCUCAGCCAGUCCGGCUCUUCCUCCAGCCCGACUCGCCCUGCUCUUUCCCCCGCACCGGGAUCUACCGGUUCUCAGAACGGACAACUCCGUCACCCAUUGCAGAACGUGUCCUGCCCCUCUGGCGUCCUAAAUGUCGGCUCAAAUAACCCAUUGACCAUGUACCUGAACCAGAUGUCUGCUCAUCAGGCACAGGAACAGGAGAACCAUCUUAGCGAUUCCAUGGCGCUCACCGCUUUGCACGCUCAGUCCCAGGCACCACAACAGUCGCUGUACAGUGUCAGCAACGGUGACAUGUCGAACGGCAGCAUGGACCCGCCUAUGCACCAGCACAAGUCCUCGACCAACAGUUACCUGAGUGUGGCGAACGGCACUGGGCACGGCCACCACGCCAGCACCAGCAGUCUCAGCGUGCCCCGGGCUUCGCACUCGCGUGCUGUCAGCUUGCCCUCCUUUUCCCAGGAGCCUUUUGGGCCUGUCUCUAGUCACACUGGUCACAGCCGGGUAGGUGCGCACCAGCCUCAGAGCAGUUUCUCCAGUUUCUCUGCCCUUGGCGGACUGAACCACUCAGGAUUCGGCCUGGCGAUUCAAAAUGAAAACUCGCUGCCUGGCUGGGCUGAAGAGGAGAUCGGAGCCAAAUAA
Messenger RNA from Penicillium paradoxum, 2472 nucleotides. RefSeq names its product putative differentiation regulator (Nrd1). The record is from RefSeq and is a predicted model, not a curated record. The transcript has a single exon. NCBI's taxonomy places the organism in Eukaryota, Fungi, Ascomycota, Eurotiomycetes, Eurotiales, Aspergillaceae. Gene Ontology annotation, biological process: mRNA splicing, via spliceosome. The coding region runs from base 1 to 2472 and encodes 823 amino acids. Gene Ontology annotation, molecular function: mRNA binding. Gene Ontology annotation, cellular component: cytoplasmic stress granule.